This is a messenger RNA of Cheilinus undulatus (humphead wrasse), 1674 nucleotides long. RefSeq lists its product as uncharacterized. Lineage: Eukaryota; Metazoa; Chordata; Actinopteri; Labriformes; Labridae. The transcript has 5 exons. The coding region runs from base 553 to 1245 and encodes 230 amino acids. The record is from RefSeq and is a predicted model, not a curated record.
AUCCAGCCUAGCACUUUCACUUUGAGCCGAGUGAGGAUACACAGAGUGGCCAGAGGGAGAGAGGAAGAGGAGGCCAGAGUCUCUCCCGCUUAUCCAUUGACCAGAUGCGAGGGAGAGGGGGUGAUUCAAAUUAGGCAGUCCAGGAAGAUUCUAGGUCAGUAGUGAGAGAGAAGGGAAAGGGAAAGAGAUACAGGAACAAAAAAGGGCAAAACAACAAAAGCUUUCACAGGAGAAAGGCUGCAGCCACUCAGGCUUAAGUGGGAAAAUCCAAAGUGAGAGAGCAGGAUGGCGUGAGAGGAUAAAUGAGGCAUUUUUGUGGAAAGUACCAAAGGAACUCAAAAUAAGAGAGUGCAAAAGGGAUGUCAACAAGGAAACUGAAUAUCAAGCUGUGAAAAGAGGAGGCACAGCAGCGCACUUUGUGUCAAAGACCUUAAGAAACGACAGAGGAGGAAACUUUGCCUUUCACAGACUGACACAGAAACCCCGUCUGCAGAGUGACUGCCGUCAACAAGAAGAAAUGGAGAAGUGUCCCUUCUUAGAAAGAUAAAAAGGAUGUCACUGCCAGUUUUGUUGUUGCUAUCACUCUUGACUGUCCAAUGUGGUGGAUGUGACUUUGACAGGGAAGCUGUGAAAAACAUUAAAACAACCAUCGACUCUAAUCCGACUGGAUUUCGGACAGUAUUUCCAAAAGAUUACUAUGUCGUGCACCGCUACAGAAGAAACAUGCUGUGUGACACUGAUCCGUGCUGUGUGUUUCCUGCUGCAGUCGUCCUCCAGGAUUCCUGGCAUGUGCUCCUCAGAAACCUCUGGGAUGAGCACCUAAAUCAUUCCCUCAUCCUUGAUCUGAUGCAGACACUGGAUAAAAUUAUAAAGAGAAACAUACAUACAGAGAGGUUUCAGGAGGAAACAGAGCUGGACCAGUUCCCCACUUUAUCCUCCCCUCCUGAGGAGCUCCUCAAGCUCACUUCUGAACUUUUCACUCGCUGGCUCGACGUUGGGUGCUCGUCCACGAUUAAGACCUGCACCCUGCCUACUUUGCCCCCCUCAGUGCAGAGGAAGGACUACGGUCCCUCGAGGGCCAGACUCUUGACAACCCGAGCCAUCAGCAACGAGGAGGGAGCUCAGCCUGACAGGAUGAUAGACAUUAUUCAGCUGCCGUCCAGCGGUGGCCCUCCAUCCUCAUCAUUUUCCGCUUCCGUCUGGAGCGCCCUGCUAUUCAGACUCUACUGGUGGCUGUUGCCAUAGUUACUAAAAAAUGAUCCCUUUUAAUGAUGCACACAAAAUGCAAAGACAUUUCCUGGCACUGAAUGUUUGUUAUACUUAUGUCUCCGUGUUUGAAUGCAGUAAGCUUUUGUAUUUGAAGUGACAUGCACAGGUUGCAUUUAAUGUCCAAAGCUAGUCCUAUACCGUAGCUACGUUCACUGCCCACAAGUGCUCUGUAACAAAUGAUAUCACACACGUAUACCUAUAGCCAUCGUCUCUAGAGCUAGCCACAAGCUAAAGCUAGCUAUGCUCUAUAUGCUAACAAGAGAUAAAGCCAAUGCACAUAAGCCAACGUCUAUCGAUGUGGAAUUCAUCACUGUUUACAAUGAAUUUUAUGUAAAUGUAAGAUAUUACAGUUUAUUGGUGUUUACUUUUGUACAUAACUGUAAAUUAAAAACAUUUAGAUAUAUA